Messenger RNA from Penicillium antarcticum, 594 nucleotides. RefSeq lists its product as uncharacterized. The record is from RefSeq and is a predicted model, not a curated record. The transcript is spliced from 2 exons. Bases 1 to 594 code for a protein of 197 amino acids. Gene Ontology annotation, cellular component: cytoplasmic dynein complex; cytoplasm. Lineage: Eukaryota; Fungi; Ascomycota; Eurotiomycetes; Eurotiales; Aspergillaceae. Gene Ontology annotation, biological process: microtubule-based movement. Gene Ontology annotation, molecular function: dynein intermediate chain binding.
AUGGCGAACGCGACACGUACCCUGCAGGUCCCUCAACAUGUCACUGCACUGCUCUCCCACCUCACCUCUCGCCCGGGCGUGCAAUCAACCUUGAUCCUCUCCCGCAAAGACGGCUCCAUCAUCCAAAGCACAGGACAGCUAGCAGGUUCAACCUCGGAAGAAAAUGGGUCCUCUCGCGCUCAAAUUCCUUCCUCCGAAUCGAACCCUCUCUCCGCUCAAUCCACCGACUCUUCCCCUGCCUCGCCCGCUCUUACCGCCCCCUCACAGUACCAGCCCUCUCAGACGGAGGCGCUAGCUGGUCAUAUCUUUGCUUUUGUGUCCAGUGCCUCUGCGCUGGGUGUUUCACUCUCGCGGCCUACUAUCGGCGAGGUUCCUACGGGGGAGGCUAGUCAGGAUUAUGGGAUAGGAAAGGGCACAACGCGCGAAGAGGAUCGUGAUGGAGAUGCUGGUGAUCGCGAAGAGGAUGACGAGGUGAAGCUGCUUCGGAUGCGCACGCGGAAACACGAGAUUGUUGUCGUGCCAGACCGGAAGUAUCUGCUUUGUGUUGUACAUGAUGCCGCUCCUGGGCCUGCGACGAGUGCGCGCUCUCGGUAA